This is a messenger RNA of Ilex paraguariensis (yerba mate), 312 nucleotides long. The record is from the annotation of a GenBank genome assembly. Lineage: Eukaryota; Viridiplantae; Streptophyta; Magnoliopsida; Aquifoliales; Aquifoliaceae.
AUGCUAGUUCAGGUUAGGGAUUGGAUUGAUAGCAUUGCAAGGGACUGGAGAUUCAGGAGAAUAAUCCCUGCCCAUUUUGCUGCGCCAAUAAAUGCAAGCAGGUCAGAUUUUUUAGCAGCAUUUGCAUUUCUUGAUGAUCUCUUGGGAGAGCGCUAUGUUACUCGGCCUUCACUCUCCUUUCUUUUCACAUCCCUCUUGGGAAAGGCGGCCAGUUACUUCCCUCCAGAUGAUAUGAAGACCCUAUCAUCCCUUGACCAGUUUUUAGUAUCAGUUGGAGCAGUGAAGAAGACUGUAUCUGGACGGAAAAGAUGA